CUGAGAUGUCAUCAGACAGGCUGAUAUUUGGCACUCUUUACCCUGCAUAUUAUUCUUACAAAGCCGUGAAGUCAAAGGACAUCAAAGAAUAUGUCAAAUGGAUGAUGUACUGGAUCAUAUUUGCACUCUUCACGACAGCAGAGACAUUCACGGAUAUCUUUCUUUGCUGGUUUCCAUUCUACUAUGAACUCAAAAUAGCCUUUGUAGCUUGGCUGCUCUCUCCCUACACAAAAGGUUCCAGCCUCCUGUACAGAAAAUUUGUUCACCCAACACUGUCUUCAAAAGAAAAGGAGAUUGAUGACUGCCUCGUCCAGGCGAAAGAUCGGAGCUAUGAUGCCCUUGUGCACUUCGGGAAGCGGGGGCUGAACGUCGCAGCCACAGCAGCCGUCAUGGCAGCUUCCAAGGGACAAGGGGCUCUGUCUGAGAGACUAAGGAGCUUUAGCAUGCAGGAUCUCUCAACGAUUCGUGGAGACAGCAGCAGCACCGUUCCUCCUUCCGUCACUGUACGAACAAGUAGCAAACAGAGCCAGCCAAAAACAUCCAGAAGUGCAUCGGAAGGCACUGGCAGCUCAGGCACCGCCUAGGACCCUUAGACCUCGCUUCAGGAAGAAAAGUACCUCGUCCUCUGCCACUGAAACAAUGUGAGUGCAACGAGCCAAUAGCACCAAGAUCCACAGAAUGUCUCUCUUCUGCCUUAAAGAGCUACGUGUUAAUAAUAUAGAAAACAGCAGUGGGAUGGAUGUGCUUUGAUGUACAGCAUUGUAGACAUGGCCUUUCUCUCUCCUCUCUCUGUAUCCUUCUGUUAAACGCUUCUACAUGCAUUUGUCCACAACGUGGUUAGGACAAUCUGAGAGACCCCUGCAGAGUACGAGUCCUUGUUUCAUUCGCAGAAUAUACACCCACUCACACUCCUCCUGUAAGGCUGUACAUUUAUAAUUCUUAUUUGUGUCUGCAUAGCUCUAGCUCUGUGAGUGCACAGUGAAAAGAAAACUAAUCAAUCAAUUGCUCAUGAUGAUACAUUGACAGUGUGUUUACUUAUGGCUUUAUCAUUAAUGAAGUGGAUUUGCAGAAACCAUGUAUUUCUCUUCCCUUCCUUCCUCCUCAAGACUGUGAAUGAUAUAACGAAUGUUGAAUUAUUUUGGCUGUACAAAAUGUCUGCGAUUCAUCAGCAAAAGCUGAGCUGCAGCUCCAUUUCUCUUUCUGCAAAUCAAUCAAUCACAUGUAUUCUGAGAAAGUCCUUGUGCUAAAAAUGUAGAGACAGAACCACUCAGAGAGGAUGAGGAAGAGAUGCACAAGAGAAAAUUAAUGGUUUCAACGAUGUAAUGAAGGGGGGGUCUUAAUUUUGAUCAGCCUGAGCCAAGAGAGUAUUGUGUGGAAAAUGACGGAGGCUGGAAGAACUAGAUUGUAUUGCCUGUCGCAAACGUUCCACUGCCAGUUUUAACGUGUGAGCAAGCCAGCCUCAGUACAGCUGCAGCAACAGAAUUUAGAAUGACUUUAGUGACUUAUUUCCCGGGGAAAAAGUGCACCUACUUUUCUCCCCGGCAUGUAACAAUGUCAGCUCCAGUGUUCUGCUUUCCUGGUGCGGUGCUGGAAUUUUCCUUACACGAGCAGAGCGGGGCACCGGGUAUGAGCUUCCUUUUGAGGCCUGGAGUUUGGCCUGUAGCAUGGCGUCUGGUUAGAAUCACAAGAACCAGAGUGAAUGGCGUACUUGUAUCCGUAUAGAAAUGAGAAAUGUAAAAGAAGAGGAAGACGUUGUAGGCUUUGUGUAUUUGUGCUUCAAGUUGGUGUCUGUUGUAAGUGUUAAGCAUGUGAAAUCCACACAUAAGUUAAUUACGUGGCUCUUUGUGUUUGCUCUCGGACCUAUCUCAUAGACUAGACAAACAUUUAGCUUUAUGUAGAAGUGCCAUCACUAAUGGAUCAAUACUCAGACUUGAUUAGGAACAGUACUGUUAAUCUCGUGCAGGUGCAGCAGUCCAGGAUGCCAGUAGCCGGUUGGAGUGUAUCAGGCUCAGAAAUAAAUCUGAAGUGGCCUUUAAAAACUUUUCUCUGCUGGAUAUGCAUCCAUGUCCCAGCUGUCCCUUUCCAAUGCAUCCUUGAGGUUUUCCCCAGAGCUCCCUAAGUAUACGAAAUAAACUAUGCGCACACACAAAUGUUUAUCCGACCUGGCUAGGAAGUGGAAAAACCAAGCAGGUAUUUCCUGUGUCUGACACAAUAUUUGGCCCCAUUACCUGAGAAUUUUAUUUCUUUUACAUGUGUUAACUCAACCAUGGAUAAGGAUAAGAAAUGGAUAAGAAGGAAAAAGUUUUCAGAAGGUAAACUAAAACCAAAAUCUGUCUAAGUAGCAGUUAUGAAAGUCAGUCCUUAGAAGAUACACAGCAAAAGCUUUGAGGAGCUAACCUUGGGUGUUUUAUUUUUAAGCAGCUUUAGAGUUAUUUGAUUUCUUUUGGUGAACAUUAAAAAGAAAAACUGCUUGCAGCAUUAGCAGAAAAUAAAAUCCUGUUGCAAGCAAGCUACGUGUCCCUGCUAUGCAAUAGGCUGCCGCAAGAUAAGAAAGAAGCUGACAAGUUUGCACUCAAUUAUGCCAAAAAAAUAAAAUCAUAGAGCUACGUAACAACGGACAGAUUCUAUUCUCAGACACGCUGUAUUAACCCUGAUUCUCACUAAAAUUAUUAAAUGUGUCUAAUCUGCUGUUUUACUGUAAACUUGACUGUUUAGAUUCUCUUAAGUGCUGAGGUGAAAUUGUUGACAAGGGAGUUGCCUUAUAUCUCUCAAAACGUUCACUGUAUAAAUGAGGAAAAAAAAGUCUUUUCAUAUUUCUGGCAAAAAUGUGUUAAUUUAUCAACUGAGUUGUAUAUUUGUGUAUAGAUAAGACAGGAAAUGUGACUGCCUAAACACGUACGCUUAGUGCUGUAGUGUUGUGUACACAGACUAGAGCGGUCAUUCGCUUUUAAUUCUUCAUAUUCCACACACAGGUUGUUUACAGGUGUUGCCCCAAGUUUGUCAUUUUACUCCUUGGCUAUUGCAUUUAUUUCGAAUAAACACCAGACAUGAA
Struthio camelus australis is the source of this 3052-nucleotide messenger RNA. NCBI's taxonomy places the organism in Eukaryota, Metazoa, Chordata, Aves, Struthioniformes, Struthionidae. The record is from RefSeq and is a predicted model, not a curated record.